UCGAUAGUUUGCAAAUCAUAAUUGACCGUGUUACUUUGACCGCAAUUAUCAAUAUCACUACACUAAUCAUUAUCAAAGCAUUUUUUCGGAUGAGUAAUUACGGUAUUGAGCAAAUUUAUAUUAAAUGUGUUAAACCUCCAACAGUUUAAUUGAAAUGCAGCCGUCCGUUUGAAUAUUAACAAAGUUAGUAAGUAGAACAUUUUCAAUUUUCAGUAUUUGUCAGAUUGAGCCAGAAAAAUGAAAUUUUGGUUGAUAUUAGUUUGUUACACAUGGAUAUUUGCAGAAUGCCAUACGACGAAGAACCGUACGGCACUUUUUGAACAAAUCAAGAAAGGUAUAGAAGAAAUAAAGACUUUCAAUAAAGCGUCAGCCACCUUUGAGACUGCUAUUAAAGAGUAUAACAUUCCAAACAUAUUUACAUCAUCACCAGACAAUUUUGAUAAAGAAGAGGUAUGUUCGACAUGUCUCUCCAUUUCUGAUUUAUUCAUCCAAAAAAGACGAGAAGGUUUAAAGGACGUCGAUUUUCAUAAGCAACUUGUAUACUUUUGUAAUCUAAUCAGCGGCCAAAAAGAAAGAAUUUGUGAAGGUCUUAUAAAAUUAAAUGCGCCAAUAUUGCUUUAUGUUAUUGACAAUACGCCAGAAUUAACUGGACAAGACAUUUGUGGCAUAUCUUUACAAGACUAUGGUUGUAAUGGAUCUAAACGACUUGAAUGGAGUAUUGAUAUACCACCAAAAACCAAUAUUAAACAAAAUGAGACACCAGCAACUGAAAAUACAACAUCAUUCAACAUCCUUCAUAUCUCGGAUAUCCACUAUGAUCCGAGGUAUACCACUAACAAAACCACCAAAUGUGGAGAACCAAUUUGCUGUCAAGAUGACCAAGCGGAUGGUACAACGGAAAAGGAUACUUGUGGGUAUUGGGGUAGUUAUACAAAUUCAGAUAUACCGUGGAGGACUGCAAUCAAUGCUUUAGAACAAACUAAGUUGCACAAAUACGAUUAUGUGUACUUCACUGGAGAUAUUGUUGCUCACAGAAUAUGGAAUACAAGCUUGGAAGAAAACACUAGAGUUAUAUCUCAAGUAUUAGAUACGUUUGCUGAUAUUUACAAUGUCCCUGUUUUUCUAGUGUUUGGUAAUCAUGAAGCGCAUCCUUCCAAUUUAUAUUCAGAAGUUCAAGAUCCUUUGUACUCAAGUCGAUGGAUGUAUGAUAUACUUUUUCAAAAGAUGUCAAAGUGGAUACCACUGGAUGAAGUUAAAGACACGCUUCUAAAAGGUGGUUUUUACACGGUGUCUCCAAGAAAAGGAUUUAGAGUUGUUGUAUUGAACAACAAUAUUUGUAAUAUUAAUAAUUGGUGGCUCUACAAUAAUCCACAAGAUCCAUACGAUCAAUUAAAAUGGUUAGUAAAAGUAUUAUUCGAAGCAGAAAAAAAUAGUGAAAAAGUACACAUUCUAUAUCACAUGGUACCUGGACAAAGUGAUUAUUACAAAGUAUGGGCUAGAGAAUACAAAAGAAUAAUAGAAAGAUUUUCCGACACGAUAACUGCCCAGUUUAACGGACAUUCCCACAAAGAUGAAUUCUACGUUUAUUAUAAUACCACAAAUCAGUCUCAAGCUCUCAGUGUCCUGUGGAACGGAGCUUCCAUUGUAACCAAACAAAAAGUCAACCCGAGCUACAAAAUAUUUUCAGUCAACGAUGCCACUUUUGAAUUACUGGAUUUCGAGGAAUGGACAUAUAACCUUACGUUAGCUAACUUAGAUGAAAAUGAGCCUGUAUGGUAUAAAUUAUAUUCGUUUAAAGAAACAUAUGGCGUGAAAAGUCUAGCAACUGAUGAGAUAAAUAACCUUAUUUUAAGGAUGGCUGAGAAUCCCGAUCUUAUUAAACAGUAUUAUAAAUACAAAUUCCGCGGAAGCGAUAUUUCCAUUGAAGAUGAAUGUGGUAAAACGUGCCAAAAAAAUUUAUUGUGUUCAAUGGUCACUACUCAAUAUGCAGAUGAUGGCGUAUGCAAAAAAUUAUUGAAGUUGUUUAAAAAGUCAAGAAAACUUAAAGGUCCUCGUCGAAUGAGUCUUUUACUAAACUAAAAAAUUAAAUUUUUUUGUGAUUAUCGUAUUUAUUUUAACAUAUUAUUAAAUUUUUUAUUCAAA
Messenger RNA from Diabrotica virgifera virgifera (western corn rootworm), 2142 nucleotides. RefSeq names its product sphingomyelin phosphodiesterase 1. The transcript is spliced from 10 exons. The record is from RefSeq and is a predicted model, not a curated record. Bases 238 to 2079 code for a protein of 613 amino acids. Gene Ontology annotation, biological process: sphingomyelin catabolic process; ceramide biosynthetic process. Gene Ontology annotation, cellular component: lysosome. Gene Ontology annotation, molecular function: acid sphingomyelin phosphodiesterase activity. Lineage: Eukaryota; Metazoa; Arthropoda; Insecta; Coleoptera; Chrysomelidae.